CUUUUUAAAUUCUGAUUUGACUCGAUAGAUUUAUUGCAGAUCAGUUAGUGAGGUCAGUUCUGUUUGGUUUUCUUCUUGUUGGUGUCUGUUGGAAUUUGGAUUUUUUAAAGAAUGCCACCACCAAAACGUUUUAAAAAAGAUAAUGACAGAGGCAAAUGGAAAAAAAGAAAAGAAGACCAUGAAGAAUGCAUGGAUGAUGAUUCUACUGAUGUUGUAGAAACAGAGGGUAUUCCAGACGCUGCCAAAACUGAUAUAGAAAAACAAGAUGAAGCUGUAUUAGAAGAUGAAUUCGGUGCAAAAGAUUAUCGUUCACAAAUGACGCUAAAAUCUGACUGUGAAUCUAGACCAUUAUGGGUAGCACCUAAUGGACAUAUUUUUCUUGAAUCAUUUUCACCGGUAUAUAAACAUGCCCACGACUUCUUGAUAGCAAUAUCGGAACCUGUUUGUCGACCAGAACAUAUUCACGAAUAUAAAUUAACGGCAUAUUCGUUGUAUGCUGCUGUUAGUGUAGGUCUUCAAACUCAUGAUAUAAUAGAAUAUUUAAAAAGAUUGAGUAAAACUAGUAUACCUAAUGGUAUUAUAGAAUUUAUAAAGUUAUGUACAUUAUCGUAUGGCAAAGUAAAGCUUGUACUAAAACGUAAUAAAUAUUUUGUGGAAUCUCCAUUUCCAGAAGUAUUACAAACACUUCUGAAGGAUCCUGUUAUACAGCAAUGUAGAUUAAGAAAAAAUGUGGAUGAUUUAGAAAAGGAUGAAGUCACAACAAAUAUUCAAAACAAAGCAAAGAAUAUAAGAUUUGGUGCAAAACCAUUACCAAGUGCUCAAGCAGUUACCGCUAAGCAAGCUGCUCCAGAAACUAAAGUUGAUCAAACACCAUCAGAAACGGCUGCUAUUCCAGAAGAUAUAACUACAUUUUAUGAAAAAAUUGAUAAAGAAGAUGAAGAUGAAGAAGAAGAACAAGAAUUAAAAACUGUCAGUUUUGAAGUAAAUCAAGAAAAAAUUGAAGUUAUACAAAAAAGAUGUAUAGAGUUGGAAUAUCCAUUAUUAGCAGAAUAUGAUUUCCGCAAUGACAAUGUAAAUCCUGAUAUAAAUAUUGAUUUAAAACCAUCUGCAGUUUUGAGGCCUUAUCAAGAAAAAAGUUUACGUAAAAUGUUUGGCAAUGGACGUGCUAGAUCAGGUGUGAUAGUACUGCCAUGUGGCGCAGGAAAAAGUUUAGUAGGUGUAACAGCUUGUUGUACAGUACGAAAGCGUGCUUUGGUACUUUGUAAUUCUGGAGUAUCUGUAGAACAAUGGAAGCAGCAAUUUAAGAUGUGGUCUACUGCUGAUGAUUCUAUGAUUUGUCGAUUUACUAGUGAAGCAAAAGAUAAGCCUAUGGGUUGUGGCAUUUUAAUCACUACAUAUUCUAUGAUAACACAUACACAGAAACGUUCUUGGGAAGCUGAGCAAACUAUGCGAUGGCUUCAAGAACAGGAAUGGGGAAUUAUGGUUUUAGAUGAAGUACAUACAAUUCCUGCCAAGAUGUUCAGAAGAGUGUUAACAAUUGUACAAUCUCAUUGUAAAUUAGGAUUAACAGCUACAUUAUUGCGAGAAGAUGAUAAAAUCGCAGAUCUCAAUUUUUUAAUUGGCCCAAAAUUAUAUGAAGCCAAUUGGUUAGAACUACAAAAACGGGGAUUCAUUGCCAGAGUGCAAUGUGCUGAAGUAUGGUGCCCUAUGACCCCUGAGUUUUAUAGGGAAUAUCUUGGAUGUAAAACAAAUAGGAAACUGUUAUUGUACGUAAUGAAUCCAAAUAAGUUUAGAAGUUGUCAAUAUUUAAUUAGAUACCACGAAAGACGUGGUGAUAAAACAAUUGUCUUCUCAGACAAUGUAUUUGCAUUAAAACAUUAUGCUAUUAAAAUGAAUAAACCCUAUAUUUAUGGACCAACUAGUCAAAACGAACGUAUACAGAUACUGCAAAAUUUUAAAUUUAAUACAAAAGUGAAUACAAUAUUUGUUAGUAAAGUAGCUGAUACUUCUUUCGACUUACCAGAAGCAAAUGUACUAAUUCAGAUUUCUUCACAUGGCGGUUCCCGACGUCAAGAAGCUCAACGAUUGGGCCGUAUAUUAAGAGCUAAAAAAGGCGCAAUUGCAGAAGAAUAUAAUGCCUUCUUUUAUACAUUAGUAUCACAAGAUACUAUGGAAAUGAAUUAUUCAAGAAAACGUCAAAGAUUUCUUGUUAAUCAAGGCUAUGCUUAUAAAGUCAUUACUAAGUUGGCAGGUAUGGACGAUGAGCCAGAUUUAAUGUAUAGCGUACGAGAAGAACAAGGUCAGUUGUUGCAACAAGUCCUUACAGCCAGCGAUAUGGAUGCAGAUGAAGAAAGAAUACCUGGGGAAGGUAUACGAUCAGUUACAACGAAAGCAGGAAAUAUGACAUCAUUAUCAGGAGCAGAUGAUGCUGUUUAUUAUGAAUAUAAAAAAGCCCCAAGUUCUUCAACAGCUAAUAAACAUCCGCUAUUUAAAAAAUUCAGAACUUAAGAGCUUAUAGUAGAAUUUAGUAGUUUUAUUGUGUACUGAUAUUAUAAUUGCAUAAUAAUAUCAUAUAUUUGUGAAUUCUAGGAAUUGUUAGGGAAAAAAGGUAAAUAAAAACUAUGAAGCAUGUUGUAUUAUAUCAUUUAGGAUUUUACAAUCUACAUGCAUAGUUUUAAAUAAAUCAAAUGUAACUUUUAAAAGAUGUAAGAUUAAUAGACUAUAUUUUUCAUACAUACUAAAAGUUCCUCUUUAUACUGUACUUUAGUAUAUGAUAAUUAAUUUAUAGUUUUAUGUGAAUUACACGUGUAAAAUGUUGUAAAUCAAAUAAAUUAUUAUAGAUAAUCAUU
Vespula pensylvanica (western yellowjacket) is the source of this 2849-nucleotide messenger RNA. RefSeq names its product general transcription and DNA repair factor IIH helicase subunit XPB (gene hay). Gene Ontology annotation, molecular function: DNA binding; 3'-5' DNA helicase activity; hydrolase activity. The transcript has a single exon. Gene Ontology annotation, biological process: nucleotide-excision repair; transcription initiation at RNA polymerase II promoter. Bases 112 to 2508 code for a protein of 798 amino acids. The record is from RefSeq and is a predicted model, not a curated record. NCBI's taxonomy places the organism in Eukaryota, Metazoa, Arthropoda, Insecta, Hymenoptera, Vespidae. Gene Ontology annotation, cellular component: transcription factor TFIIH holo complex; nucleotide-excision repair factor 3 complex; transcription preinitiation complex.